Messenger RNA from Bacillus rossius redtenbacheri, 1468 nucleotides. RefSeq lists its product as uncharacterized. The coding region runs from base 158 to 1468 and encodes 436 amino acids. NCBI's taxonomy places the organism in Eukaryota, Metazoa, Arthropoda, Insecta, Phasmatodea, Bacillidae. The record is from RefSeq and is a predicted model, not a curated record. The transcript is spliced from 6 exons.
AUCAAAUUUUGGUUUUGCUUUCUACAUGCUUGUAAAUUUUUUUAGAUGCCUGAAAUAUAUCUUAUAGCUUAGCUCUGUGAAUUUAUAUUGGAUAAAAAAUAUUCGAUUCAGAGGUGUAUGCAGACCCUGGGAAGAGCUACGCCAGAAUGCAGCGUCAAUGGCUGUUACAUGCAAAGUGACAAAUUUGCUGGAGGUUGCGAGAGAACUAAAUCUGCUACCCACCAAAAAGGAUACGGUGAUGAUACUAAAACAAGAGGUUUCACUAGAACCGUCUCUACCUGCUGACAAUUCAGAAUUUAACCCCAAAUCGCCAGUCCAAACGAAAGAGCUGGUCGAAGAGAGCAUGCCCGGCAUCGUGGAAGCACAAGAAUUAAUUAAUGAUCUGAAGCUUCCACCCAUCAAAGAAAAUAUGGCGAUGUCAUUAGAUCAAGAGGGCUCACUAGAUCCAUAUCUGCCUUCUGACACUUCAGAGAAGAGCCUCGCAUCACCAGUACAAACGAUUGGACUGGUUGAAGAGAGCCUGCGUGACAACGUGGAGCCGCAGGAAGUACUUGGGAAACAGGAGCCAACAUUACCCAAAGAGGACAUGGUGAAGUCGCUAGUGCCAGAGAGCCCGCUCCACCCAUCCAUGCUCGUUGACGGCCCAGAGAAGGAUCACAGACCACUGGUCAAAGUGACUGGACAGUUUGAAGAGAUCCUGACUGACAACGUGGAAGCGCAGAAAGUACUUGGAGAACUGGAGCCAACAUUCCCCAAAGAGGACAUGGUGAAUUCGCUAGUGCCGGAGAGCCCACACCAGAUAUCCCUUUUCGCUGACAUCUCAGGGAAGAACCUUGCAUCACCAGUCCAUGCGACUGAGUUGGUCGAAGAAGGCCUGCCUGACACCGUGAAGCCUCAGAUGGUCGUGGACGAACCUGAGUCACAGCUCCCAGUGGAAGACGGAGCCGGUGCCGCGGGACCCGAGUUCCUGGUUGAGAUCCCCGUCCCUGACGCAACCCUGACGCAGCCUGCCCUCCCGCGCGACCAAGGGACUGGACCUCCGUCCGUCAAGGACAGCUGCACUGGCUUGGCUCAUCAGCCGGAGGUUGUCCGCGUGUGUUCUUCCCAGCAGGUCGCGGUGCAGUGGCCGCCGAGCGGUCUCAGCUUCGGCGACUUCGUCCAGAAGCUCAUCGAGGACGGCGAGUACGGAAGUAACGUGAGGUCGCAGCUGAUGGAAAGGCACGCGAAGCUGAAGAAGAAGCUGGUCGCACUGCGAAACCAGCUGGCGGCGCCGGCCGGGAUCGACGCGCGGCGCGCGCUGGCCGGGAUCGACGCGCUGCAGCUGGAGCACGACGACCUGCAGCGCGACCACGCGGCCUUCACUGACGCGCUGCGCGCCGCGACGGGGCGAGUGCGCGCCGAGGUGGCGAGGCUCAGGCGCGCCGUGGCCGCCGCGCGCCGGCAGAUCGACGCCUUCAAGGCGAUGUGA